Molecule: messenger RNA, 288 nt
Organism: Haemonchus placei
Lineage: Eukaryota; Metazoa; Nematoda; Chromadorea; Rhabditida; Trichostrongylidae
Source: the annotation of a GenBank genome assembly
AUGCACCCGGGGAAGGAGUACUUCGCCACAGUAACACUGACUGGUAAGGGUUCCCCGGUCAAGGAUCUGAAGGUCAGUACGGCUAUGCAGCACGAUGCCUCCCCAUACCAAUACGCUUCGACCCUCAGAACGAUCAUGUUCGACAGUUUCUGGAAGAGUUGCGCGUUUCUACCUCUCGCCAAGGAUGAGUUCAGAAUCACUAUUCAGAUCGAAUCUGCUCUUAUCCGUAAAGUGCACACGACUCCAUUCCUUAUCGGCCCAUUCGCUAUGCUCCUGGCACCACCCUAA